Molecule: messenger RNA, 6752 nt
Organism: Trichosurus vulpecula (common brushtail)
Lineage: Eukaryota; Metazoa; Chordata; Mammalia; Diprotodontia; Phalangeridae
Gene: ZNF366
Product: zinc finger protein 366
Exons: 5
Coding region: 201-2432 (743 amino acids)
Biological process (GO): regulation of DNA-templated transcription
Molecular function (GO): DNA-binding transcription factor activity, RNA polymerase II-specific; RNA polymerase II cis-regulatory region sequence-specific DNA binding
Source: RefSeq, a predicted model, not a curated record
GUUCCUGUUCUCUUUCUUAAGUCAUUUGAAACACUGUCCCAGCUCCUUCUGUAAGUUCACUGCAAUCUGUACACAAGAGAGAGAGGGAGAGGGAGAGAGAGAGAAAAAAAGAGAGAGUGCAUGAGAGCAGAAAGCAGGUAAAGAAAGAAAGAGCUUGGUGCUGCAGCUCUUCAGAUCUCAGGAGCUGGAAGCCACCAACAAUGCAGAACGAGUCAAGGAGGAUCAAAGAUGAAGAUGUGUGUUUCAACAUGGGUGUGAAGAGAGCUCCGCCUUUCCCCCAUUGCCUACAGUUGGGAGCCCCAAGGAUGAAAUCUCACCAGAGACAACCCUUCACAGAAGAGUUCAGGGGGCCCUUUGCCCAGUUUCGGUACGAACCUCCUUCAGGAGAGCUGGAUGGAUUCCCAGGAAUCUUAGAAGGAGGUGGGUCUCGGAAACGGAAGAGCAUGCCCACCAAAAUGCCCUAUAACCACCCUCCAGCUGAUGCCACAACUUCCCACCAACCUGACAAGGACAAAAGCCACAGCUCUCCUGGCCUACCUUUGCUCUUCCAGCAGCCCCCACCCCCCAAGUAUGACGCCCAGAUGAUUGACCUCUGUAACAUCGGUUUUCAGUUCUACCGUACCCUAGAACACUUGGGGGCCAAACCCAUCAAACAAGAGCCCAUCAAACCCAGCACCAUGUGGCCCCACCCUCCUCCCCCACCAUUCCUACCUACACCUUACCCCUACUACCCCAAAGUCCACCCGGGCCUGGUGUUCCCUUUCUUCAUGCCUUCCCCAGGUUUCCCCUACAGCCGGCAUUCCUUCCAGCCCAAACAUCCAACCCAACCACCAGUGCCCCAGAAAGCAGAGAGGCAGGACAGCGAGGAAAGCAAGCAGAAGGUGGAGAGGGUGGAUGUCAACAUCCAGAUCGACGACAGCUACUAUGUGGACGUGGGCGGAGAACAGAAGCGCUGGCAGUGCCCCAUGUGUGAGAAGUCCUAUACCUCCAAGUACAACCUGGUCACUCACAUCCUGGGCCACAGCGGCAUCAAGCCCCACGCGUGUACCCGCUGCGGGAAGCUUUUCAAGCAGCUCAGCCACCUGCACACCCACAUGCUGACCCACCAGGGCACCCGGCCUCACAAGUGCCAGGUCUGCCACAAGGCCUUCACACAGACCAGCCACCUGAAGCGGCACAUGAUGCAGCACAGCGACGUGAAGCCUUACAACUGUAGGAUCUGUGGCCGUGGCUUCGCCUACCCCAGCGAGCUCAAGGCCCACGAGUCUAAGCAUGAGAGCGGGAGGGAGAACAUCUGUGUGGAGUGUGGCCUGGAUUUCCCCACCCUGGCCCAGCUGAAGAGGCACCUCACCACCCACCGGGGCCCCAUCCAGUACAAUUGCACCGAGUGUGACAAGACCUUCCAGUACCCGAGCCAGCUCCAGAACCACAUGAUGAAGCACCAGGACAUCCGGCCCUACAUCUGCUCCGAGUGCGGCAUGGAGUUUGUGCAGCCCCAUCACCUCAAGCAGCAUUCCCUUACCCACAAGGGCGUAAAGGAGCACAAAUGUGGCAUCUGCGGGAGGGAGUUCACUCUGCUGGCCAACAUGAAGAGGCAUGUGCUGAUCCAUACCAACAUCAGAGCCUACCAGUGUCACCUGUGCUUCAAGAGUUUCGUGCAGAAGCAGACGCUCAAGGCCCAUAUGAUCGUGCACUCGGAUGUCAAGCCUUUUAAAUGCAAGCUGUGUGGGAAGGAGUUUAACCGAAUGCAUAAUCUCAUGGGCCAUAUGCAUCUGCACUCAGACAGCAAACCCUUCAAGUGUCUCUACUGCCCCAGCAAGUUCACCUUGAAAGGAAAUCUGACCCGCCACAUGAAGGUCAAACAUGGAGUCAUGGAGAGAGGAUUUCACUCCCAAGGUUUUGGAAGAGGAAGGAUGGCCCUCUCCCAGACAGUAGGGGUGUUGAGGAGCUUGGAACAAGAAGAACCUUUUGACCUUUCACAGAAACCUCGGGAGAAGGGUACCCCCUUUCACUCUGAUGGAGAGAGUGCCAAGGGCAGCUCGUGCCCUGAAGAGGAGGAGGAAGACACAUGCUAUGAGCCUGAGCAGUACAGCCCUGGUCCGUACCAGCAGGACAAGCCGCUGUACACGCCCCAGGACCUGUCUAGAAAAACUGAGCAAGUGAUGAAAACUCUGCAGGAGUCCUAUGGUGAGGAGAAGGAAGGCACGCUGAAUGAAGCCUUGGAGGAGAAAGGGAGAGACGGCGUCAGUGCAAGAGGAGGCCAUGAGAGAGACUUGGCAUGCAAAGAUGAGCUCCGCGGCUUCCGGGCUUUUCAGAGUGGCAGGCUGGAGCCUUCUUUUUCUGAUUAUCUUUACUUUAAGCACAGGAAUGAGAGUUUAAAAGAAUUACUGGAGAGGAAAAUGGAAAAACAAGCGAUGCUUUUAGGUAUCUAAAUGGACAGCUUUGAAAUUACCUUUGGAAAAUGAGAACCCGGUGGCUCAGAUGCAGCUUUCAGUAGAAGCUAUAAUUUGCUGGAAACUACCCAUUUGGGCAGCAUCUUAAAGAUGAUUGGACCAAAUCAGUAGGAAUGAUUUAAGGCAAAGUAAAUGCCAUGCAGGUGUUCUGUUGGCCCUUUAAUGUCAAUAGCACAGUUUGAAGUCUUUUCUUCAGUGUUGUUAUAGUCCCUAAUGUAUGUAAUAUUCCCUUGGAUAUUUAAGUGAAAGUGGACUCUCAGCUGGUUACGGGGAUUUUGUUUUCCUAUACCGCCCAUAUGCAUCACACCCAUACCUUUUCUUUCUAGUUGCCAAAUAGCAAAGGUUCUUCAGGUAUUAACUUACUAAUGAUGAGUUAGUAACAAAUAGACACGGUAGAUCUCAAGAAAAUAUUUUUUUCCAAAUAGACUAAAAUAUCAUUAGGUACAUAUAUGACAAUAGCAUUUGAUGAUUUUUUUAAAAGAAACUUUCCAUACAUACCAGAAAUGACUCCAGUGACUCAAGAGUUAGUCAUGGGACCUGGAAGUUCCCAAGAUGUAGCUGGAAAAGAGAGGUGAAGUCUAAGAUAAGACUUUCUAUGUUAUCAAGUGUCUGAGAAAUUGGAUUCAGAAAAAACAAAAACAAAGAAACUAAGUCACUAACCAUAUAUACUAAUGUCCUGCCCCAGCUCCAUUUUGUUGGGGAAAGACAGGAGACAGAAUCUUCAUGGUCAUCGGAUAAUAGGCCAUGUGUUCUAGAUCUCCAGCCAAACAUGCAAUAUGAGUAACAGGAAAGAGUACCAGCUAUGAAAUCCAGCAAUCCUAGGUUCUAGUCUCAGCCUUGGUCACUUGGUACCUGGGUAACCCUAGAAAAGUCCAUUUUUCUCUCUGGGUCUUACUUUUCUCAUCUAUAAAAUUAAGGCUGGUGUACUGGAUGAAAGGCCCCUUCUAGCAUUCAAUCCUAUGAUCAAAGAUCUUGAGGAAGUUGCCAACCACCACACCUAAGUUUUAUGUCAACAAAAGCAGUGGCAAGGGGUGGGGCAUGGGCGCUGGAGGGGGGCAGGGCUGCAUUUUGCUAAAGGACCAGUGAUUUAUUCACUCCUCAGUCAUCUCAGGCUGGGAAAGAUGUCCUCCCUUGAAAUUCAAGCUGUGGCUUUUAAGAGAUUUUACAGUGAUGACUGGAAGCCUAACAUAAAUGAAAUAUUGUAGCAUUAUCCCCCACCUUUGGAACUCUCACCUUGUAGGAUAACAAACACUUACCCCCGACUUCCAAAGAGCCAAGUCAUCAGUAUGACUGAUUUGGGUCACACUCAUCAAGAAAGUCACAAAUUUCCAACUUAUGUCUCCACUUUGCUUUAAUCCUUGAUAAAAUAUGUAUAUACAUAACACAUCUAUAUACUGAUAUACAUGUAGAGGUGUGUGCAUUACAUACACAUCUUUCGUAUAAGAGGAUGCUUGUGGUGUCUGUUUUAUUUGAUUGUUUUGAAAAAAAUGCAAGAUCCACCAUAAUAAGGCUGAUGAUUUCUAACUGAACGCCAUGCCUGCAAUUCUACUAGAAGCCUCUAGGUAAAUAUGAUGGUCUUAAGUCACCUUCCUUGCAGUUAACUUUGUAAGUUAAUGCCAAAUACUUGAAAAAUCUAUUUCUUCUUUGCUGAUCUCCCAAGAGAUUGGCUCAGGGUUCUGUGAUGCCAGGGCAUUUUUCACAUCUAAACAAGUGCCUUCUACAUUCAGAUACUAAGGUAAGGGGUCAAUUACCACCCAGCAUCCUUCUGUCUUCCUCAUCAUCGUCUUUGGGAUUCCUGUUGCUCAAUAGCUCAUUCCACUGACUAUUUCUAAGUGGAGAGGGGAUGUUUCUAAAACAUAGGAAUAAAUGGUAAUUUAUGGAGUUGGCACAUUGUUAUGAACUCCUCACAAAAAGGAAGGAUCAAAGCAAUUUGACUAGCGGUGUGUUCUUCUCCUGAUGGCAACAUACCUUUGGGUAGGAUUUCCUGUGGCAGAUUUGUCAAAUUCAGUGAACCAGGCUACCUUCUGCUCAUCACCAUGCCGGGAGCCAGCCAUAGUAUACAGCCAUAAGAUCAUCCCUGUAGGCCACACCUUCCUCCUCUGUAAUUCCAGAGGCAAAUCCCACAGUCGUAGAAAAUAGAAAUCUGGUAGAGAUACAGAGCAUAAUAAACCACUUUGUAACAAAAGCCCAGCCCCCAAAAAGGCAAAUUUUCCCAUUAGCUACAAAGCAGAGCCUGGCUCUAAUUGGUCUUACUAAUCCAGGUAAUAUUUUCUUCCCUCUCCUUCCUUUGGGUCACAGUUUGUUGACGAUAUCAACCAAUUCACUGGUAUUGGUGUCAGAACAAAAAUGCCUUUCCAUGAUUUCCAUCCUGCUGGAGAACACCAGCUAUAGAAAUCUGGAAUAUACGGGCAGUGGGCAUAGGCUAAAUGGCUUCAGUGGAAAGAUGUUGUAAACUUGACCCACAAGCAUAUCCCUAGCGUGGUCUCCAUGGCACUAAUUAUCAAGUUGGACCUAAAAACUGACAACAGUCAUAAGCUUAAGUGAACAUCCAACUUCCAUGUGAAUACCUACCCCUCCCCAUGCUUUCAUUUGAAAUGCUUUAGGGUUUAGAAGUAGGACAACAAACUUAGUGGUUACUUUUAAAAAUAUUAUCUUUGAAAAAUCCUUGCCAGAAGUGUGAGUAAUAAGGGCCUAGUAGAUGUUUCCAAUCAACACGGUGGUUAUUGGAAGUGAUCAUUGAUGGUUAGACUCAUGUUUAUAUGAACAGAGAAUGGUCUAGAAGUACUUGUUGAAACUUGGAACAGGAAAUCAAGUAAAUUGUGGGCUGUGUUCAUUUUUGCCAAUGAUUUGGUGUCUGAUCUAAGGCUUUAAUGUGGUGACAAAAGGAUUAAUUGAAUUUGAAUAAGAAUAAGGUUAGAUUUUGGACCACCACAGGCUGCCCAUUAAGUCAUGUCAUGAUAUAGGUGCCUCAGAGUGUCCUGGAAUAUAAUGCUUCUCCCCUGACACUCAGUAUGCCAUAUGUCUGUUUUAGUCAUCUCCCUCCAAUGGGCCACCCAACAUCAGAAUGAAAAUUUAAGAGAGUUCAUCAAGAAAACCAUUUUUUAGGAACCAAAGAAAUCUAAUCAGAGUUCCCAAUUUAGAGAAUUUGACAUCAAUCCUCAGAAAUCAUUUUAGAUAAUAAAUGCUCUAGAGCAGAGAUGUCAAACGUGAAGCCUGGGCAGCAGGAACCAGAUUAAGAUGCAAUUGGGAAACACUUAACAAAAUGAAUAAAAACACAGUAGGACAUAGAUAACGUUUAUAUGUGGUUUUCUAAAUCAAUAUGUCACCUUACGUACAGUUUAUGUGCAGUUUGGUAGCUCUGUUCCUAUUUAAUAAUAAUAAUGUGGCACUAACUACAUGCCAGGCAUUGUGUUGAGUGCUUUACAUACAUUAUCUCAUUUGCUCCUCACAACAACCCUGGGAAAUAGGUGCUAUUAUCAUCCCCAUUUUACAGAUGAGGAAACUGAGACAAACAAAAGUUAAGUGACUUGCCCAGGGUCACACAACUAGUAAGUAAAUGUUUUGUUAAAUAUUUCCAGUCUGAGACUGGAUUUGAACUCGGGUCUUCCUGACCCCAAGACCAGCACUCUAUCUACUAUGCCUCCUAGUAGCCCCUGAGUUUGAUGCUGCUGCUCUAGAAUUUCCAGUUUGGGCUUCAAGGAGCAUGCCAACAUAUUAACAUUCCCAAAUAACAUUCUGAAGGUAGAUCAUUAGUAUAAACCUUCCAUCCCUGUUGCAUAGUUGGAAUGAAUCAAAUCAAUGAAUUGAAUGAAUGACAUAUCUGUCAUUCAUCCCUUUUAUUAUUUCUACUUCUCCCUUUCAACUCCUCUCUUCCUCUCCCCCAGCCAUGAAACUGAAGCUCAAUAUUUCGUCAACUGCAUCCUCUACAGUGGCACUGACCCUCAGGUGUAGGAGGUCUAAGUGUGUAUAUCUACAGAUGGGAGAAAGCACUAUGCACAUACUGUAUUAAGCUAAGCAGGUAUUUAAUAUGAUAUUAACCUGAUGUUUGGAAUGACAACCUUUGCUAAGCGAGAAUAGGACAUAACAGAGCUAACAUUCAUAACACAUUUGGAAAAUGCAGCACCAAAUAUUGAUGUACAGAAUGCCAGUUUGCUAUUUAAAAGAAAGAGGCCAAGUGUAUAGUAACCCAAGUUGUGGAUACUUAACUUUCUGCUUCACUGCUAAAGCAGUUUUACCUGAAAAUAACACACAGCCUGUAUUUUGUUAAUUUAAGCGAAUAAAGACUUGUUCAAAAACCCA